AUGGCUUCAACCCAUAUUGUUGGAGUUGAUGGCGAGGGCCUAGUUUAUUAUGGGUUUGGCGGAGAGAAGAUCAUAUUGAAGUGUUUGGUGUCGCAAGAAGAUCUUCAGGCUGAACUGGGUGUGAAUUCUUGUUGGGUAAGGUAUUUAUAAUUAUCAUAACGAUAAGGGGCUUAAGCUGGGUCUUUGAAAAUUUCGGCGAUGAUCCGGCUUCAGUCUUUCCCGGCCAUUCAAAUUUGUGGCGGUCCGGUCUAGUGGGUUCUUUUUUAGGUAUACUAAUGCACUACUAGUCGUAACUAAACUUACUUGCUGGUUUCUCUCUAAAAAAUCAUGAAAAACCUAUUUUAGGUAUGCAGCUCUCCGUCCAAUGGUAUUCAUUUUAAAGCUGUGAGCUGUGCCGCUUGUAACGCUUUCUUCCGUCGAAGUAUCGCUUCACGACGCGUGUAUUUAUGCAGAAAGAAUGGGGAUUGUGAAAUCAGUAAGAAUGUGCGAUGUUUGUGCAGGGCUUGUCGACUCAAAAAAUGCGUUUUUGUAGGCAUGGAUGCAAAAGGUGUGGGUGGUUUUCAAAUUUCAACAAAAAAAGUCUAAAAAUACAAAACAAACUUUUAUUUGUUUUUCAUUUGUGUAGCAUAAUGUUGUUUUUUUAGUUGUCCAACCUCAACGUGGCCAAAUGAGCGAAAACGAUGGUGUAACGGUGAAAAAAGAGGUUUUGAAGAAAACAAUUAAAAUUGAAAAUAAGUGAGUUUGAAGAGAAAAAAAAGAAAGUUAGUAGAUAAACUAACCUUGUUUGUAAAAAAACUUUUAUACCAUUUUGUAACCGUUAGGUAUACAGUAGAACAGCACUUUAACAAACUUCUGUGUAACCAACAACUUUCUAUUUCUCGGCCAACACUACGCAACGCAUUUAAAGAAGUUUGGGUACAGAGUAAUUGUAAAUGCACUAUGUGGUGUUGGCCGAAGAUUCAAGAGUUGUUCCUUAUACGGGGCUUUGUUAUGUUUGUUAUGUAGGGUUUUCAUACUGUAUUUUUUGCAAAAAGUUAGACAAUGCAAAAGGUAAAAAAGCAAGUGAAAAGUGCGAAUUUUUUUUAAAACCUAAUAACAGUAAAAAACUUUAGAACAAGUCCGUGUUCUGAAGAUUCUACUAUGCGGUCCGACUGUGAAAGCGUUUUAUCAUUGAAGUUGUUAAGCGACAAAAGCUCUCCGUACAACGUAAGUCAACUUUUAUUUUUUUGCGAAAAAAAUUUUUUAUUUUUGCAAUUUUCUUGUCACAUACAUUACAGUAAAAUACAUUGUAGCUUCUGUAUAACACAAACUUUGUAUAAAUAACAACUUUUAACUCAUCGGCUAACACUGUAGAGUGCAUGUAAACCGCCCGUAUAACAAAAGAAAUUCCACUGUACAAAAGUUCUAAUGUACUUGACUUUUAUUCUAAAUUUUCUCAAAUCUUUUGUAACAUAGACAACAUUUUUUACAGCCCGAAAGCUUUAAAACCUGCGAUUCAAGUCCGUCCACUUCUUCCCAUUCUCACUUUCAAUUCAAAAUCAUUGACGUUGGUCUGACGGCGUAUCGUAAGCUUCUGAACCGUCGUCGAAUCAUCUACACAACCACGUCUUUAUACGAUAUGAUGGCGGGUAUUGAACCGCCGUUUCGGAAACACUGUUCGGCUGACCAUCAUCGACUCGAGAGCGCUCAAAUACGAACAUGGGUCACCAAUGCUAUCGAGUUUUUUGAUUCGUUUGCCUUUUUAAAGGAGCUUGAGGUCAAGGAGAGGUGUAACAUGUUCAAGGAGUUCUUGUUGAACUUUAUCAGUUUGGAGAAGUAUUAUCUCAGUUACAAGUAAGGUUUGGAAUGACUUGAAAGUUUUAUGAAAUUACUUAUUACUCCUGUUAUUAUUCUAGUAUAUAUUUAUACUUAUUAAUAUUAUCGUAUAUACUGAUAUUUCUAGAAUGGGUGGUGCUGUUCAGAAUCGUAUCUACUGUCAAGACUAUGUUUACAUCGACUUGAAUGAACUGAUCGAAACCACAAAUGAAAAACAAGAAACUCUAUCAAAUCCUGUAAAACAAAGUGAAAUUUAUGCUACUGGUCGAGUAAAAAAUGACAGUAUAAAGGCUUCAAGUUUAACUCACUCAGACAAACCUUUGUCUUCAACCCACCUAACCAAAGCUUCUUCUGAAUUCGUUGGAAGCUUGGUUGACAACAUUGAAACUGUAAACGCCAUUGAAAAUUCUCUGAUUCAACUUGGAACGUCUAGUCAAACAGCUGAUACAAGUAGAACAGGAGUACUUGAUAGCACAUUGAAAAUCUCUGAAAUGCCUGUAGAUACAAUCGCUACCAGUAGUGUUAACAAAAGAUUAAAGACGGACUCUGUAGGCUCAGUAGAGUCCAAUGUUUCGACUAAAACAAGUAAAAAUUUGAAGAUGGAUCAGAUGAUGGACAAAACGACAACCAACAAAAUAAACCUGCCUGACUGUAUUAAAGCUAUGGAGCUGUUGGUACGACCGAUGCAUGAGCUACAAAUGGACGACACUGAAUUCAUCUGUUGCACUGUUUCUAUCAUGUUUGAUACGAGUAGGUGUUGUUUUACAAUUUUUUUUUAUUUUUUAAUAUUUAAUUUUUCCUGAUAACUUAAGUACGUUCAGGUUUUUGAGUACCUAACCAGAAAUUUCAGAUAUUGUCAAUGCAAAUCCAGCAAUAAAAGAAUUGAGCAAAAAAGUUCGAAACCAGUUGUAUCAGGAAUGGUUCCACUACUAUGCUGCCUUAGGCUACAAUCAUGACGAAGCCGCGAUUCGAAUGGGAAAUGCGCUAUUGAUUGGACCGACGUUGAUCGAGUUUGUUAAUCAUGUCAAGCAAAACUUUCAUUUAAUGCGAGUUUUCGGCGACAGCGAUGAUUAUGAUAAGGUGCUGAAUGACAUUUUUAUGCCUUGA
Bursaphelenchus okinawaensis is the source of this 2922-nucleotide messenger RNA. Lineage: Eukaryota; Metazoa; Nematoda; Chromadorea; Rhabditida; Aphelenchoididae. The record is from the annotation of a GenBank genome assembly.